AGCCAGAGGGCAUUGUCAGGCAGUGAUUUGAAGGAGGGUGGGAAUGGGGCAGAAAUUCCCAAGACAGGUUUCAGCUGGGUAUGAAGUGGAACUUGGAAAGGACCAGAGGCUACCAUUAUGGAAUGAACUUUCUCUAAGGGUAGUAAGUGCCUUUUCACUGGAACGUUCAACAGAAGAUGAAUGAAAACAGAAUCCAGGGUACUAUUUUUCUGCCUGGAAAUAAAGUUCUUGAGCAUCCCUGCAAUGAGGAGAGCCCAGGAAAAUUCCUUUUUGAAGUAGUUCCAGGAGGUGAUCGAGAUCGGAUGACAGCAAACCAUGAGAGCUACCUCCUUAUGGCAAGCACCCAGAAUGAUAUGGAAGACUGGGUUAAGUCCAUCCGCCGAGUUAUAUGGGGACCUUUCGGGGGAGGCAUUUUUGGACAGAAGCUGGAGGACACUGUCCGUUAUGAGAAGAGAUACGGGAAUCGUCUGGCCCCAAUGUUGGUGGAGCAGUGUGUGGACUUUAUCCGACAAAGGGGGCUGAAAGAAGAGGGUCUCUUCCGGCUGCCAGGCCAGGCUAACCUUGUUAAGGAGCUCCAGGAUGCCUUUGACUGUGGAGAGAAGCCGUCAUUUGACAGCAACACGGAUGUACACACAGUGGCAUCACUUCUUAAACUCUAUCUCCGAGAACUUCCGGAACCAGUUAUUCCUUAUGCAAAGUAUGAAGAUUUUUUGGCCUGUGCCAAACUGCUCAGCAAGGACGAAGAAGCUGGUGUUAAGGAAUUAGCAAAGCAGGUGAAGAGUUUGCCAGUGGUCAAUUACAACCUCCUGAAGUAUAUUUGCAGGUUCUUGGAUGAAGUACAGUCCUAUUCUGGAGUUAACAAAAUGAGUGUGCAGAACUUGGCCACUGUCUUUGGCCCUAAUAUCCUGCGUCCCAAAGUGGAAGAUCCUUUGACUAUCAUGGAGGGCACUGUGGUGGUCCAGCAGUUGAUGUCCGUGAUGAUUGGCAAACAUGACCGCCUCUUCCCCAAAGAGGCAGAACCGCAAAGCAAACCCCCAGAUGGAGUGAGUAACAAUAACAAUGAAAUUCAGAAGAAAGCCACCAUGGGUCAGCUAAAGAACAAGGAGAACAAUAAUACCAAGGACAGUCCUGGUAGGCGGUGCUCUUGGGACAAGUCUGAGUCUCCUCAGAGAAGCGGCAUGGAUAACGGAUCCCCUACAGCUGUACUGGGUAGUAAAACCAACAGCCCGAGGAACAGCGUUCACAAGCUGGAUGUGUCUAGGAGCCCCCCUCUCUUGGUCAAAAAGAAUCCUGCCUUCAAUAAGGGCAGUGGGAUAGUCACCAAUGGAUCCUUCAGCAGCAGUAAUGUGGAAGGUCUGGAGAAAACCCAAACCACUCCCAAUGGGAGCUUACAGGCCAGAAGGACCUCUUCCCUGAAGGGGUCUGGUACCAAAAUGGGCACCCACAGUGUCCAGAACGGUACAGUGCGAAUGGGCAUUUUGAACCCCGACACACUUGGGAGCCCCAUGAACGGUCGCAGUAUGAGCUGGCUGCCCAAUGGCUAUGUGACCCUGAGGGAUAACAAGCAGAAAGAGCAAGCGGGAGAGUCGGGCCAGCACAACAGGCUCUCCACCUAUGACAACGUCCAUCAGCAGUUCUCCAUGAUGAACCUGGAUGACAAGCAGAGCGUCGACAGUGCCACCUGGUCCACGUCCUCCUGCGAAAUCUCCCUCCCCGAGAAUUCCAACUCCUGUCGCUCCUCCACCACCACCUGCCCAGAGCAAGACUUUUACGGGGCUAAUUUUGAGGACCCUGUUUUGGAUGGGCCCCCGCAGGACGACCUCUCCCACCCUGGGGACUAUGAAAACAAGAGUGACCGGAGGAGUGUGGGAGGUCGAAGUAGUCGUGCCACCAGCAGCAGUGACAACAGUGAGACAUUCGUGGGCAACACCACCAGCACCCACAGUGCACUGCACAGUUUAGUGUCCAGCCUGAAGCAGGAGAUGACCAAACAGAAGAUAGAGUAUGAGUCCAAGAUAAAGAGCUUAGAGCAGCGAAACUUGACUUUGGAAACAGAGAUGAUGAGCCUCCACGAUGAACUGGAUCAAGAAAGGAAAAAGUUCACAAUGAUAGAAAUCAAAAUGCGAAACGCCGAGCGAGCAAAAGAAGAUGCUGAGAAAAGAAAUGACAUGCUUCAGAAAGAAAUGGAGCAGUUUUUCUCCACGUUUGGGGAGCUGACAGUGGAACCCAGGAGAACCGAGAGAGGAAACACAAUAUGGAUCCAGUGAGCCUGCUUCCUCCUGCUGUCUCCGAUGGACGUGGCGGGGGCUCCGGGGUGCUGUUGGGAACAUUCUGUGGGAUCGGGUGGCCGGUCCCCUGCUGUACAGUGCUCUAACUGGUGAAGGAAUAUCAUGUACAGACAUUACCCAUCCAUAUCUGCAAUGUGUACCAAAGUUAUAUCAUGCCCCAUAAUGCUACUGUCAAGUGUUACAACUGGAUAUGUGUAUAGAGAGUAGUUUUUAAAAAGUAAACUAAAAAUGGGAAGCAUAUCUCAAGAAUUAUUUUAUUGCAAGUCUUGUAUUUAAAAUGUUAAAUCAAUAUGUUGUUGCAAUUUAGCUUGCUUUCAAGCUUCACCCCUUGCACUUAACAUAAGCUAUUUUUGGCAUUGUGUUAUCAUCAGCUUAUUUUAUAGAUCAAUAUUUUUAUUUCCCCUUUUGCUGAGGAAAUGAAGAUGAGCAGAUAUAUAAAUAUAUAUAAAUAUAUAUCAGAUGAGUUAUUAAAGUCAAAAGAAUAUUUCGUGGCUGUGCUGUUUGUGCCAGUAGACCCCACCAUGACCAAAAGAGAAAUGUAAAUAGUUUUAUAAAAUACAGUAGACCCACCAGGAACCUUUGAUUUGCUCUUUAAAUUCCUCCCCCGACACUGCUCAGUUUUCUUAGGGAGGUGUCUUGACACAGAGAAUUUUGGAUUUUGUGGGAAAAAUAUAAAAGGCCCCAUCUCAAGGCUUAUUGUCUGCCUGGUCAGUCCCACAGAUGAAUGUCUCCUGUGCGGAAUGCACUUUAGAGGGAGCAGAUGGUAAAAGCAUUUAAUGAGUCAUGCCACGAACUACUCUGACCUUCAGGACUGAGUCUCGGUAACUGCUACAUGGUUUCGAGAAUAGUUCUUCCCACCAUUUGAAGGUUGGGAAACAAUGCUCGCAAUUCUAUGCCACAGGAACCCCUCCUAUCUGCUCAGACCUUGCCUCCAACCCCCAGCAAACACACUGCAGUGCAGGCAGUGAGAUGGUGUGACCGUGACCCUCUCAGUUGAACGGCUAGCAUGCGAGCCGUACGGUGACAUGUUUCUGUCACUCAGGCCUACUGUCCUGUUGUCACCCGGGAUUCUGUCUGCAGGACUGCUGGGAAAGGCAGGGGAUGGAGUGGAUAGCCCAGGAGGAGGAGACAAGUUAGGAAGAAGCCAACCAUUUUGCUUCUAAUUUUUACAAUAUUGUUCUUCCCAGUUGAAAACAUACUUGUUCACAACAAUUUUAAGAUGUGAACGUUUUGAGGUCCAAUUUUGACAAGUUUAUGCACAUGAGUAAUGGUGACUUCCUGUAGGAGCCCAAGGCUCUCUGGAGGUAGAGUUUGGAAAGAACAACUCUUCACGCUCCAGUAAGGCAAUGACUUUGAGAAGCCAGGCAAGGAACUAUUUCUCACCCUAGAACGAAAAGUCACAAAAGGCAUAACUGGAAAUAAAGACUGUUUGAGUUUA
This is a messenger RNA of Lontra canadensis (Northern American river otter), 3726 nucleotides long. RefSeq names its product Rho GTPase activating protein 24 (gene ARHGAP24). Gene Ontology annotation, cellular component: focal adhesion. The record is from RefSeq and is a predicted model, not a curated record. Gene Ontology annotation, biological process: negative regulation of Rac protein signal transduction; signal transduction; wound healing, spreading of epidermal cells. Gene Ontology annotation, molecular function: GTPase activator activity. The coding region runs from base 177 to 2267 and encodes 696 amino acids. Lineage: Eukaryota; Metazoa; Chordata; Mammalia; Carnivora; Mustelidae. The transcript is spliced from 9 exons.